GCGAUUUUGUAUCGAUCCGCACACUCCAAGAUGGCCGCCGUCGGUCAGAAUAUCGUGUGGCGUUCGUCCCAAGAAUCAGAAGAAUUCUCGGAUUUAUUCGCUAUACGACGAGUGUUUCCUUAUAUUAGUGAAAUGAUGACGAAGAUUUCGUUACGACGCAGUGGUUUUUAUUUGGAGGGUUGCUGAAAUUCUCCUGUAUUAGUUAAACCACAGCGGAUAUGUGUUGCUGUAAAGACAAGGACUCCCCGGAUCCUGGGUCCAACGCAGCACUGGCUGUACAGAAACCCAGGAAGAAUGGCUGGAGCUGGCCCCUCCACCCCUUCCAACUGGUGGCGUGGUUUUUCAUCGCCUACUUUGGAGUCAUCCACUUCGGGGUACUGGUGCCCGUAAUGCCAGCGGAAUGGCAGAUUGCCGGAUAUAUUAUUGUUGGUAUAUUCCUGGCGCUUCACUGCAUUCUGCAUAUAUGGAGCCUGACUGUGAACCCUGCAGAUGAUAAUGUAAUACGCAAGUGGAAAGGGCUGGAACCCAAGAAAUAUGACCGAACCAUGCAAGCUCAUGUCAUUGAGAACAACAGAUGUUACAUCUGCGACACUGAUGUGUGUGCGUCUGCAAAACAUUGUCGCCUUUGCAAUAAAUGCGUGUCUGGGUUCGACCACCACUGUAGAUGGCUCAACAGCUGCAUAGGCGACAAAAACUAUAAGUUGUUUAUUUCCUGUCUGGUGUCUGCGCUGGUGGGAGCCGUACUUAUUCUGGCCAUCUCUAUUUACGUUACGGUGAUGUAUUUUGUGGACCCGUCAGCCCUACACUAUGCUCAACAAGGGAUUCUUGUGAGUGCCGUCGUUACCCCAGUCGCGUCUGACCUUCCCAGUGUCACACCCAACGUGUUGAGUAACGAUACGUCAAUUCUUCCAGCAACUACCCCAGGCCAGAGCAGUUCCAUGACUUAUAAGUAUUACUUAUUUGCGGAGGUACCCGGGGAGGCGUUUGUGAGUAUCGUGAUUUUAACAUCACUCCUCUGCGUGGUCGCGAUGCUUCUCCUGGGACAUCUACUGUGCUUCCAUCUGUACCUGAUGUGCAAUAGCCUUUCCACAUAUGAUUACAUCAUGCGGGGCAGAGAGAAGGCCAAGCAGUCUUCACCUGAGUCAAGCCAGCAGAACCUUAAGGGUAAUAAGGUUGCACCAGUAGCAAUGAUCUCGCGAGAGCAGGGCCUCCAUGAAAGCAUGGAGAACGGGUACGUUCCAGAGAAUGGGUACCACCAUGGUAGCUACGACCCAAACAGUUCCGACGAGGACACCAGACAGAUGCAGCGUCAGUACGAGGAGGUACUGAUGGAGGACGAGGCUCUGUCCCCCCGCCUGACCGCCAGGAGCAGCGGCAGGCACCGCCCCAAGAGCUCGGAGAGAGAGCGACUAGACAGCGACAUCGAACUGCCAAAGGCGGCAAAGAUGCCACGGCAGCUACCACCACUUAGGCCGGUAGCAAACUUAGUACAGGAGACCACACAGGUAGCCCCUACCAACAGCAAAAAGAAGAGGCAGUGUAGGGCCAAGGAACAGUCACACAGUGAUAGUGUUGCCUCAGAGAGGAAGAAGCCCAAAAGGAAUGGCACAUCCAAGGAGAAAAGGAUGGAAGUAGCUGCCAUUGCGGCCAAUGGUACAUAUACGCCACGUGGUUACCACAUCAACCCAGCACUGCCCCCAAUCACGCCACCAGCACCGCCGCCACCGAUGAAUGAUGUGAUCACCCCUGCACGCUCCCCGUCUCCGUACCACUCCUCCUCAGCUGAGUCACUACAUGAGAUUCCACUGGACACCAUCAGGAGUGGCUAUGACCAGCUUGCUUUGGUCAGAAACAAGCCGCAGGUUAUCCCAGCAGGAGGCAGCCCCAACAGCAGUCCAAACUUCUCCGCCCGGGACCAGGAGAGAAGGUCUCACCCCAAGAGACGGAAGGCCAAGCCCAAGGAGAGGCGCCCCCGUCCGCUAGACGUGCCGCCAUUGGAGCUGACUCAGACAGUCACUGACGGAGAGUACAGCAUCCGGAGUGACGUCACCACGGCACAGAGUGGCAGGCCACUCCCAGUCAUGCAUAUGGCAACGAGUAAUGUGUAAAUAUCAUUGAUUCUUGUUGUCAUGCCAUAUGAAUAUAUAUAUAG
Branchiostoma floridae (Florida lancelet) is the source of this 2152-nucleotide messenger RNA. RefSeq names its product palmitoyltransferase ZDHHC1-like. The record is from RefSeq and is a predicted model, not a curated record. Gene Ontology annotation, biological process: peptidyl-L-cysteine S-palmitoylation; protein targeting to membrane. The transcript is spliced from 15 exons. The coding region runs from base 219 to 2108 and encodes 629 amino acids. Gene Ontology annotation, molecular function: protein-cysteine S-palmitoyltransferase activity. Lineage: Eukaryota; Metazoa; Chordata; Leptocardii; Amphioxiformes; Branchiostomatidae. Gene Ontology annotation, cellular component: Golgi apparatus; endoplasmic reticulum.